This is a messenger RNA of Exophiala aquamarina CBS 119918, 1686 nucleotides long. RefSeq lists its product as uncharacterized. Bases 1 to 1686 code for a protein of 561 amino acids. The transcript is spliced from 3 exons. The record is from RefSeq and is a predicted model, not a curated record. NCBI's taxonomy places the organism in Eukaryota, Fungi, Ascomycota, Eurotiomycetes, Chaetothyriales, Herpotrichiellaceae. Gene Ontology annotation, molecular function: CoA-ligase activity.
AUGGGUUUCAUCACACCGGCAUGGGUUCCGAAACUGCCUGAGAUCCCAGACACCUUGCCACUGAAUGACUUUAUCUUCGAGGAGGAGCACGGUCGGGCACCCAUCGCCAGCUCUCUCGAUCCUUACAUUGACGGAGUGAGUGGUAAAAGUAUUGGUCCUUUAGCCCUCAAAGAAAACGUUGACUGUCUGGCAAGAGCAUUGGCGCGCGAGCUCGACUGGGGUGUCAAUAAAGGCUCGGAGUUCUCCAAGGUUGCCGGGAUUUUCGCCCUCAACACCAUUGACGUCCCGGCAGUCAAUGGGGCUAUUCUGCGAUUGAAUGGAGUCUCAACCCCAGCGAAUGCAGCUUACAAUGCGACCGAGUUGGCUCAUCAGCUCAAGACCUCCAAGGCGCAGGCUCUCUUUACGGUGAAUCCGCUGCUAGACGUCGCACUCGCAGCUGCCAAGGCUGCCGGUGUGCGACAGUCGAGGGUAUUCCUCUGCGAACUACCCCAGGACGACACGAACGCCUAUCCUAAUAACAUCCGGACGAUAUCUCAGCUCAUCGAACAGGGAAAGGCACUCCAUCCCCUGGCCCAAGUCAAAUGGAACCCCGGCCAAGGUGCUCGUCAGACGGCAUUUUUAUGCUAUAGCAGUGGAACGAGUGGACAGCCCAAAGGUGUCAUGAUCUCGCAUCGCAAUGUGAUUGCCAAUGUCAUCCAAAUCGCCACAUUUGAGUCACAGAUGCGAGUCACCUUCGAUGGCCCCAAUUUCCGCGAUGUGGUCCUUGGAAUUCUUCCACAAUCCCAUAUAUAUGGUCUCGUCGUCAUCAGUCACGCGGCAACGUAUCGGGGCGACUCCGUCAUCAUCCUUCCCAGUUAUGACCUCGAGACAUGCCUUCGAAGUAUCCAAACACACAGUAUCAGAACAUUAUUCGUGGUUCCUCCCAUCAUCAACAACAUGGUUCAGAAUCAGCUUCUCUGCCAAAAAUAUGACCUAUCGAGUGUGAAAACGAUUUUCAGUGGAGCGGCACCCCUGGGUGAGGAAACUAUCAAGUGUCUGAAACAACAUUCGGUGCCAUCGGAUUUGUGGUUUGGCAGCUCAGGCAAUUUACUUCCUGGACACGUGGCAAAAGUCAUGUCACCAGGAGGCAAAGAGAUAACAACCUUUGACACGCCAGGAGAGCUGUUUGUUCAAGGUCCAACAGUGGCAUUGGGCUAUUUCAUGAACGAGGAUGCCACGAAAGAAACAUUUGUGGACCAUCCCGAUGGCCGCUACAUGCACACAGGGGACGAGGUCGUAUUUCGCGAAGCCGCAAGCGGGAGCCAGCAUAUCUUCAUCGUGGAUCGCCUGAAGGAGUUGAUCAAAGUCAAUGGCCACCAAGUUGCGCCUGCAGAGCUCGAAGCCUGUCUCCUCGAACACCCCGAGGUCGCUGAUUGUGCUGUCAUCUCCGUACCUGAUGACCGCGCUGGUGAGGUCCCUAAAGCGUAUAUUGUCAAGGCCUCUUCUAUUGCGACACCGGAGGGCGAGUUAAAAACCCAACUACAGACUUACAUCACUAACAGGAAGGCGCGACACAAACGGCUCAAGGGAGGAAUAGAGUUUAUUGAUAUCAUCCCAAAAUCUGACAGUGGGAAGAUACUGCGUCGUAUCCUCCGAGACAAGGACCGCGCGGAGAGGAGACAAGGCUCGGUAACUGCCAAAUUAUAG